Messenger RNA from Penicillium canariense, 801 nucleotides. RefSeq lists its product as uncharacterized. The transcript is spliced from 2 exons. The record is from RefSeq and is a predicted model, not a curated record. The coding region runs from base 1 to 801 and encodes 266 amino acids. Gene Ontology annotation, biological process: attachment of spindle microtubules to kinetochore. Lineage: Eukaryota; Fungi; Ascomycota; Eurotiomycetes; Eurotiales; Aspergillaceae. Gene Ontology annotation, cellular component: spindle microtubule; DASH complex.
AUGCCGCUCCUCGACUCCCACCUGGAGCAAAUUGCUCUUUCGUCAGCUGCUAUCUCUGAACUACCGUCCGUACUCAUUAUCCUUCAAUCCAUUUUUCGUCCGACUCACCAAGCAAUUUACUCCAGGUUCCCUCCACCCCGCAUCUUCACGAACGCGCUACUGGGCUCACACGAAAUCACCGCCUUGAUUCGCGAUACUGAAGUCCAUGAACGAGCUCUGUUCCAGGUUGAUUCGUCGACGAAGGCGCAUGGAGCACAGCGGCGUGCCACCCGACGCGGAACAACAUUCCCCGCGGAGUCUGACAACGAGUCUAUGGCCAGCCGAAUCUACUCCGCGCGAAAUAACCGCAAUCAGUCCGCUGUAGCUCGAGUAUUGGGCUCUGACAUGAUGGAGGAAAUCAAGCGAUCUGCAGGCUCGUCCAUCCGGGGUCCACGAGGAGAAGUGAACAUCGAGGUCUUGCUUCGCGGAGCCGAGAUCCUAUGCAAUGUCUACCCCGUUGCAGGUGCACAGGAAAAGAUUGCUAGCUUGCGUUACCGCCAUGAGAUGAUUGCGGAAUCCAUUGCGCAACUGGAGGACCGCGUCGCUGCCAAUACCGCCGAGCUAGAGCAGAUGCGCCACUCGUAUGGUGACGACGAGGAUUACUACGCUCCCGCAUCGUCCUCGCAGCCAGAUCCUCCCGAUGUCACCGACGAGGACAUCGAACGGGAAUUGGCUGAAAUAAGGGAGCUGGAGCGAAGGAAACGCACGUUGGAGGAGCGAGUUACUGGCAUGGACCGUGACCUCGGGGGACUAAUAGGCUGA